This is a messenger RNA of Naegleria lovaniensis, 1638 nucleotides long. RefSeq lists its product as uncharacterized. The transcript has a single exon. Bases 1 to 1638 code for a protein of 545 amino acids. NCBI's taxonomy places the organism in Eukaryota, Heterolobosea, Eutetramitea, Acrasida, Naegleriidae. The record is from RefSeq and is a predicted model, not a curated record.
AUGACCCUCAAACAAACAAACAAUACCAUUGAUGAGCCAUCAACAACAACCAAAAAAAGGAAGUUGUAUUUACAACAUUGCGUGUGUGUGAUUUUGUUUGAUUUUUCAACAACUUUACAUGAUGAUGACGAUAAUGAUUCUUCGAACCUGAUUUGGAAAUUAGAACAAUUAUUGAAAACGAAAUUUUCAAUGCAACAAAUGGGUAAAAGAAAAUGGCUCGAAAAUCGAGAAUUGAAAUAUACAAAUUUCUUUCCUGUGGAAUUUAUGAAUGACAAGGAAUUUGUGUUGAAUCACAUUAAAAGGUUUGGCUACGGUUUACAAUUUGCAUCACAAGCUCUAAAACAAGACAAAGAUGUUGUUAUGAAAGCAAUUCAACUCAACGUACUCAAUUUUAAAUUUUCCAGUAACGCUAUUCGCAAUGAUCCCGAACUGGUACUGACAGCUGUCAAACAAGAAGUCCAUAUGUUACAUUAUGUCUCAAGAGAUCUUCUAAACGACAAGGAAUUUAUGUUGCAACUCAUUCGCCACAAUAUAUUCUCAAUAUGGUUCUCUGACCAACUCAAGGAAGACAGAAAAUUUAUAUUAGCUGCCGUGAAACUCGAUGGAGAAAUAUUGCAACAUGUUUCUAGUCAUUUGAGAAGCAACCAAGAAAUUGCAUUGGAAGCUAUUAAGCAAAAUAAGAAUGCGCUUCAAUUUGUGUCAAGACAAUUACUUGAAGAUUCUGAUUUCAUGUUACAAGCUAUCAAGUUAAUAUUUCCAGAGUUUGAACAAUUAGAAGCUUUUGAUUAUUCAAUGAACGAAAUCAUGAUAAGGGUGGUUCAAGAAUUUGGAACAUUACUCGAAUUCACAUCGAAUGAACUCAAGAAUGAUCGAGCGGUUGUGUUGAAUGCAGUUCGAAAUAAUGGUUUGUCACUUCGUUUUGCCUCAAACGACUUGAAGAGUGACCGAGAAAUUGUGUUUACUGCUAUUCAAAAUAAUUACUUAGCAGCAGCAUAUAUCUCAGACAACUUGAAAAGUGAUAAGAGUUUUGUUCUACAAAUACUUCAUCAAAAUGGACAUACUCUUUCCGAAGUUUCUAAAGAAUUAAGGAACGACAAAGAAGUAGUUUUAACAGCCAUACAAAACAACGGAUAUGCACUCCAAUAUGCCACAGAAGAGUUGAAAUGUGAUAAGGAAAUUAUUUUUACAGCCAUUCAAAACCAGCCAAAUGCUUUACAAUUCGUUCCGCCUCACCUUUUUGACGACAAACAAUUCCUAUUAGAUCUACUCGCAUUUGGAUGUAAAAAUAUUCUAGCAUAUGCUCCAAAUGAAUUUGCUCAUGACAAGGACUUUGUGUUUCAACUGAUUCGACAUGAUUGUCUUGAUUCACAAGGCUCCAUUCUUUCCCAUGUUCAAAAGGAAAUCAUGUCAGAAGCUGUGAAGAAAAAUGGAUGUAUCUUGAAAUGUGCGAAUUCUGUGUUGCAAAACGAUCCAGAGCUUGUACUCGAUGCUUUCAAAUGUAAUGGCUUUGUGUUGGCAUAUAGUGAUGAAUGGUAUCAAAAACGGAUGGAACAGUGUUAUUUUGAUGCUUAUUUGGGCAGCUCGACAAGAAAUUCAAAAGAUUUAGACACAUCAUCAUGUCAACUUUUUAUUGUGUGA